AUGUUGAAACAUAAAGCAUUAUCUAGAUUUUACUCUACAAAAAAAAUAACAAAAUCUAUUUUGACAAAUAAUACAAAAUCGAUUUUUAGCAAAAAGCCCAUCAUAGAUGUACAUCCAAAAACACCUGCAAGAACAAGAUUUGCUCCAUCACCUACAGGGUUUCUACAUAUGGGCUCAUUGAGAACAGCUUUAUAUAAUUAUUUAUUGGCAAAAAAUACAGGCGGGCAAUUUUUACUUAGAUUGGAAGAUACCGACCAAAAUAGAUUGGUUAAAGGUGCUGAACAAAAUAUAUACGAUUCUUUGAGAUGGUGCAAUUUGGAAUACGACGAGGGACCCGAAAAAAAUAAUAAUACAGAAAUGGGACCCUACAGACAGAGUGAUCGUAGCAAAAUUUACCAGGAACACGCACAGAAAUUACUAGAUACGGGGCAUGCUUAUCGUUGUUUUUGUUCAAAGGAGAGGUUAGAUGGUCUACGUGAAUCCGCUCAAAGACUAAAACCACCAACUACUGUAAGUUACGAUCGUAAAUGUGCACAUCUACAUGAAAAAGAUAUUCAAAAUUUGUUAAAGGAGGGAAAAGAAUUUACUAUUAGGCUUAGAUCUCCUGCUAAAUACCCUCCAUUUGAAGAUUUAUUGCAUGGGAAAUUGGACAUGCAGCCGCAAGUUAAUCCCAGUGAAAUUCGGUAUGAUGAUCCGAUUUUACUGAAAUCAGAUGGUUUACCAACAUAUCACCUAGCCAACGUUGUUGACGAUCAUAUGAUGAAAAUCACCCAUGUCAUCAGAGGUGAGGAAUGGUUACCAUCAACUCCAAAACAUAUGGCUUUAUAUGAAGCGUUUGGUUGGAAUGCCCCGAAAUUUAUUCAUAUUCCGUUAUUGACAACUAUUGCCGAAAAAAAGUUAAGUAAACGGAAAGGUGAUGCAAGUGUUAUGGCAUUACAAAAAAAGGGUAUAUUGCCAGAAGCUUUGAUAAACUUUAGCGCAUUGUUUGGAUGGUCACCUCCAAGAAAACUAUCUAUUGAAAAGCAUGACUGUUUUAGUUUAGAAGAGUUGGUGAAGCUGUUCAAUUUAAACCAUUUGACAAAGGGGAAUGCCAAAGUUGACGAAAAAAAAUUAUUUUUUUUUAAUAAACACUAUUUAGGACUAAGAUUAGACGAUCCAAUAAAAUUCCAGGAAAUUGUAGAAGAUAUUUCUAAUUCAAUGAACAAUAAAUAUCCCAAGGAGAAAAUUGGCGGUGUGUUAAAUGUUGUUGGUAAGUCCUUGACGACAAUUAAUGAGUUUCCUGUUAACUUUUAUUAUUUUUUUGAAAAGCCCGACUUUGAUAGUGAACAAGUUUUACAUUUUAAAAAAAACCAUGACCUAGAAAAGGUUAAGUUGAUUCUCGCAGAGUUUAAACAGUUGGAUCUAGAAAAUGUUGAACGGAUUGUUGAUCAUUUGGUUAAUACUUUAAAUGUACCUAAAAAAUUAGUAUUUGAAUCAUUAAGAUUUGCUCUAGCUGGGUCUAUGCCUGGUACUAAAUUACCGAUUUUAAUACAACUCUUGGGUAAACAGGAGGUAAUGUUUAGAACACAAGAAGCUUUAGAUCAUUUAUCGUGA
Saccharomycodes ludwigii is the source of this 1593-nucleotide messenger RNA. RefSeq names its product glutamate--tRNA ligase MSE1 (gene MSE1). The coding region runs from base 1 to 1593 and encodes 530 amino acids. Gene Ontology annotation, molecular function: tRNA binding; zinc ion binding; ATP binding. The record is from RefSeq and is a predicted model, not a curated record. Lineage: Eukaryota; Fungi; Ascomycota; Saccharomycetes; Saccharomycodales; Saccharomycodaceae. Gene Ontology annotation, biological process: glutamyl-tRNA aminoacylation. The transcript has a single exon.